AUGGCGAAGGAGAGGAAGGCAGCGAGGCUCAGAGCGCCGCCGGUGACCACGACAGGCGUUCAUGAUGUGGAAAUUGAGCUGUCGAGGGAGGCAAGCCCCUACAGCUUGUCGAGCGGCAUCCUUCCUUCCCUCGGCGCUAGGAGUACUCGUAGGGUCAAGCUUCGGAGGUUCAUCGUCUCCCCGUACGCCCGCAGAUACAAAGCCUGGGAGACUUUUCUUAUCGUUCUGGUCGUUUACACUGCGUGGGCGUCGCCAUUCGAGUUCGGAUUCCUUGAGAGAUCGAGGGGAGCUCUGGCGCUGGUGGAUAACGUCGUCGAUACAUUAUUCGCAGUCGAUAUCGUCUUGACCUUCUUCGUGGCUUACGUCGACAAAACAUCUUAUCUGCUUAUAGACAGUCGGAAGAAAAUUGCUUGGAGGUACCUAUCCACCUGGUUCGUUCUGGAUCUUGCUUCCACUGUCCCUUUAGAGAUCGUCCGAAGGAUUCUACCUCGCAAGCUCGGAUCUUAUGGGUUCUUCACCAUGCUUCGGCUUUGGCGUCUCCGAAGAGUUAGCUCACUUUUCGCUCGAUUAGAGAAAGAUAGGAAAUUUAACUACUUUUGGGUUCGAUGUGCGAAGCUUACCUGUGUCACCCUCUUUCCGGUGCAUUCUGCCGGUUGCUUCUUUUACCUUGUCGCUGCAAGGUAUCAUGAUCCCAGCAGAACAUGGAUUGGGGCGUCUAUCCCCGACUUCCAUGUCCGAAGCUUGUGGGUCCGUUAUGUCACAUCAUUGUAUUGGUCAAUCACCACCCUGAGCACCGUGGGGUACGGAGACUUGCAUGCUCAAAACACAUGGGAGAUGGCGUUUACCAUUGUUUACAUGCUCUUCAACCUCGGAUUGGCCUCCUACUUGAUCGGAAACAUGACCAACUUGGUCGUGCAUGGCACCAGACGAACUAGAAAUUAUAGGGAUUCGAUUCAAGCAGCCACAGGUUUUGCUCAAAGGAACCAGCUCCCGGACCGGCUGCAAGACCAGAUGAUCUCGCAUCUCAGCUUAAGGUUCAGGAUAGAUUCUGAAGGGCUUCACCAGCAAGAAACACUCGACACCCUUCCUAAAGCCAUUCGUUCCAGCAUUUCCCACCUUGUUUACUUGUUCCGGGGGGUCUCUCAUAAUAUGCUUUUCCAGCUGGUGUCAGAAAUGAAGGCUGAAUACUUUCCAAGGGAAGAUGUCAUCUUGCAAAACGAAUCGCCUACAGACCUUUACAUAGUAGUCACCGGCAUUAUGGAUUUGAUUGAUCAUAGGAGCGGAGCCGAACAGGUUUGUGGAGUGGCAAAGACAGGUGAUGUUGCUGGGGAGAUAGGAGUCCUUUGUUGCCGACCACAAGCGUUGACAGCACGAACAAGGUCAUUGUGCCAACUCCUGCGUUUGAAUCGUACCACGUUCCUCAGCAUCGUUCAGUCCAACGUUGGAGAUGGCACCACAAUCGUGAACAAUCUGCUUCAGUAUCUGAAAGCGCAGGAGGAUCCUGUGAUGAUGCGCGCGCUGCGGGAGAUAGAGAACAUGCUGGCGCAGGGGUGAUUGGAUUUGCCUCGACUCUAUGUUUUGCAGUCACACAAAUGAACUGUUUUGGCCUUCUCCUCUUUUUCUUUGCCCGCUCGGACACCUCCUUUGGCCGAAACGAAAGUGAAAGAAUAAUACAGGAAAAAGCUGAUAAGAAAGGACGAAACAGAGAGGACAGUGACGAGCGGCCAGCCUGUGCCACUACUCUCUUGCUCUUCUUUCGCGUCUCCAUAAUUUUUAGGUGGGAUAGCAAGACAAGAAAACCUCUCACAGAGGAGAUUGGUCCGUCGGGCUCCAUCCCAAGACACCAUCUCCUGCUGCACGGUUCCCGAACCGCUGUUGCCGUGAUACCUGCUGUAAGGCUUCGAGCUUACCGGAGCCGAAUUCCUCACGACUAAUAUUACGAUUCCAUGUACUGCUUUGAGAGGCACAUAAAAUACGUCUAGAAAAGCUGCAUGUAAUUUUGCCUCUCAACGUCGAUUGCCACGAGAAACAAGCAGCAUCGAUGUAUUUUGCUAUCUACCGCCGAACUUGUGCUUAUGUAGCGCUUU
Messenger RNA from Musa acuminata AAA Group (dessert banana), 2087 nucleotides. RefSeq names its product potassium channel AKT1-like. Gene Ontology annotation, biological process: potassium ion transport; transmembrane transport. Gene Ontology annotation, cellular component: membrane. Gene Ontology annotation, molecular function: voltage-gated potassium channel activity. Lineage: Eukaryota; Viridiplantae; Streptophyta; Magnoliopsida; Zingiberales; Musaceae. The record is from RefSeq and is a predicted model, not a curated record.